ACAAAUGGAAGCAACAGUGACUAAAGUCAAAACUUUUGACACAGAAGGGAAGAAGCAUUGCAGAGCAAAGAGAAAUGGAAAUGGAGAGGAAGAGCAGCUCAGACUCAGUGACGAUAAUCCACAAUGCAACAAUCGUUACUAUGGACGCCGAGAGCCGAGUCUUCAGAAAUGGCGGGAUCGUUAUCGACCAAGAUAAAAUCAAAGCCAUUGGUCAAUCCCCUGAGAUUCUUGCUCAAUUCUCCGCUAUCGCCCACCAUUGUGUCGACCUCCAUGGCCAAUUCUUGCUCCCUGGAUUUAUCAACACGCAUGUUCAUACCUCGCAACAGCUCGCUAGAGGGAUAGCAGACGAUGUGGAUCUAAUGACUUGGUUGCACCAUCGAAUUUGGCCUUAUGAAUCUAACAUGACUGAGCAAGAUUCUUACAUUUCUACGUUACUAUGUGGAAUAGAACUCAUCCACUCUGGGGUUACAUGCUUUGCUGAGGCAGGAGGGCAGCAUGUCUCUGGAAUGGCUCGAGCAGUUGAGGAACUGGGGUUGCGAGCUUGCUUAACUCAGUCUACUAUGGACUCUGGUGAGGGUUUACCUCCGUCGUGGGCCAGUCGAACUUCAGAUGACUGUAUUCAGUCUCAGAAGGAGCUUUACCAGAAGCACCACAACACUGCAGAUGGGCGCAUUAGGAUAUGGCUUGGAAUUAGGCAAAUUAUGAAUUCAACUGAUCGCCUAUUACUUGAAACAAGAGACACAUCUAGGGAACUGAAAACUGGAAUCCAUAUGCAUGUCUCGGAGAUACCUUACGAGAAUCAACUUGUGAUGGAUACACGAAAAGUUGAACAUGGAACUGUUUCAUACUUGGAGAAGAUAGACUUCCUGCAGAAGAACUUGCUGGCUGCUCACACAGUUUGGGUCAACAAUACUGAGAUUGGUUUUCUUUCAAGAGCUGGGGUCAAAGUAUCUCACUGCCCAGCUUCUGCAAUGCGAAUGCUUGGAUUUGCACCUAUUAAGGAGAUGCUUGAUUCUGGAAUUUGUGUUUCCUUGGGAACGGAUGGCGCACCAUCAAAUAAUAGAAUGAGCAUGGUUGAUGAGAUGUAUCUGACUUCGUUGAUUAAUAAAGGAAGGGAAGUUUUUGCAAAUGGAACGACUGAUCCUACAGCUCUCCCAUCUGAAACAGUUCUCAAAAUGGCAACCAUAAAUGGUGCAAAAACAGUACUCUGGGAUGAUGAAAUUGGAUCAAUUGAGACUGGGAAAAAGGCUGACUUGGUUGUUGUGAAUACUAACUUAUGGUCUAUGGUCCCUGUUCAUGACUGCAUUUCAAGCCUUGUUUACUGCAUGCGGACUGAGAAUAUUGUCUCAGUAAUGUGUAACGGCAAGUGGAUUAUGAAGGAGAAGAAGAUUUUGAAUGUGGAUGAGGGAGAAGUAAUUUCAAUGGCAAAGGAGGCUUCGGGUAAACUCUUGAAGAGAGCUGGUAUCAGCAUCCCAAACAGAAUGAAUGUCCUCUAAUCCUUCCUUUGAAGGUCCACUGUAAUCACUCUUAUUCCCUCCAAAA
This is a messenger RNA of Hevea brasiliensis (rubber tree), 1542 nucleotides long. RefSeq lists its product as uncharacterized. Gene Ontology annotation, molecular function: hydrolase activity, acting on carbon-nitrogen (but not peptide) bonds. The coding region runs from base 75 to 1496 and encodes 473 amino acids. Lineage: Eukaryota; Viridiplantae; Streptophyta; Magnoliopsida; Malpighiales; Euphorbiaceae. The record is from RefSeq and is a predicted model, not a curated record. The transcript is spliced from 10 exons.